Messenger RNA from Dermacentor albipictus, 1543 nucleotides. NCBI's taxonomy places the organism in Eukaryota, Metazoa, Arthropoda, Arachnida, Ixodida, Ixodidae. The record is from RefSeq and is a predicted model, not a curated record.
UGUCGAGUCGACGCUAGUUCCAGGUCUCAUGGCCUACCAGCGCGGUCAGCAACCUCGUGUUAUUGAAGGAAGGCAGCCACAGAGCGCCGAUCCUCGACAGCGACAGAGUGGUGCGAUAGCAGUUACGCAAGUGUUCUGUUGCGCAAGGUCGCCCUUGGCGGCCUGACGGUACAAGCAAGCGGCCGCUGCGGAGCGCUCAGCGUCGGCUAGGGGACAUCUGAUAUUUUCGUAGUCGUCCUACGUGUGCUGUCUCAGUGGAUUGCGUUCGCUGUCGGCUUGGGUGUCGCUCGAGACGUCCGCAGUGCAGGGUUGUGUGCGUCGAGAGUGUGGCUGGUUGCUGUCACAGUGCGUGCACAUCGAAACCAAGAAUGCGGUCUUCCUCGAGGCCCUGCUGCAGCGUGAUACCAACGGUGGCUGUGAUAAGCGUCCUGUCUCAUCGCCCGAUGCACUUUGUUUGUCUACUGUAGCAGAGCAACCACUGCUGCGUCGAACUAUGCUUCAUUUCAUAGCGCUGUGACGAUAAGAGGUUUUCUAAAUGUGAUUGAUGCGGAAAUAGUAAUAUGGUGUGCUGACGGAAGACUUCGAGCUUACACGUUUUCUGCAACGGAUGACUUGCAAAGUAACGGAGUAGAAUCUACAGCGGAGAUAUUUCUGAUACUAAACAUGUCAAUCACCUGCGAUAAAACUGAAACUGAAGUCGAGGGUCCACUGAAAGACCUGGAGACCCUUGCAAUGGAAGAGCUUGGUGAAACACCGGAAGUGAAGCGAAGAUGCUUGGCACAGCUACGACAGCUUCUUGAAGGAGAAAGCAACUUGCGGGUGCCUCAAGACCACGCAUUCCUGCUCAUGUUCCUUCGAACCCGCAAAUACCGAGUGAACGACGCAUUCAAAAGAGUGAAAAACUACUUCCGCGUCCGCAAGCAAAUUCCCGAGUAUUUUGAAGACCUAAACCCAUCUAGCAUCCCAUACCAGACAGUAUUUAAGGACCACAAGCUCAUUUUGUCGUCGAAAAAGAGAGAUCCGCUGCGCAGAGCCGCAGGGUAUGUAAGGUUCGGAGCUUGGAAUAGUGACAUAUGCUCGAUAAACGAGCUAAUGAGGUGCCUAAUGGUGGCCAUCGAAUGCAACCUUCUCUCGGGAGAGACACAGAUUCGGGGCGCGGUGUUCAUCAUCGACAUGGAAGGCUUCAAUACGCACCAUCUCAUCACGCUGUCACCGUGGUUUCUGCAUCGAGCCGUAACUGUUUUACAGGAUUCACUCCCUGCCCGCAUCAAGGGAAUUUACUUUGUCAACACUCCAGCUAUCUUCACUUUUGCUUAUUCUCUCCUCAAGUCCUUCAUGUCUGCAAAAUUAAGGAAAAGGCUGCGACUACUUGGGAGUGACUUUUCUACUUUUGGCGAGAUCCUUCCUUCUGAAUUCAUACCCAAAGAGUGCGGUGGAGAGUGGGAGGACUUUGAUUACCAAAGCCAAGUGGAAUUUUUCCAAAGCACGACAAGCCAUUUUGAGCGAAUGUGUCAAUUUGGCUACUCGUCAGCUAAAUAAAGGG